Messenger RNA from Miscanthus lutarioriparius, 1071 nucleotides. Lineage: Eukaryota; Viridiplantae; Streptophyta; Magnoliopsida; Poales; Poaceae. The record is from the annotation of a GenBank genome assembly.
AUGUUCGACGCUGGCGGCGAGGCUACGAGGAGCGUGGCUGACAUGGUGCCGCUAGUGGACACGCUCCAACGCCUCGGCAUCGACAACCACUUCCGCCAGGAGGUUGACGCCGCGUUAAAACGCAUCAACAGCUGCGAGAGUUUGGACGACGGCCUCCAGAUCGUUGCUCUUCGCUUUCGUCUACUUAGGCAACAUGGCGUCUGGGUCCCUGCAGAUGUAUUCGACAGAUUCAGAGAUGAAAGGACGGGCAGUUUCAGUGAAAGUCUGGCCAGUGAUCCGAGGGGCUUACUGAGCCUAUACAACGCGGCUCACAUGGCAACACCUGGCGAGCAGGCCCUCGACGAAGCCAUCUCCUUCUCCAGGCGUCACCUUGCGUCCAUGAAUGGCAGGCUCCCGUCGCCACUGGAAGAGCAAGUGUCCCGUGCCCUCGACAUCCCACUCGCACGCCUGCCAAAGCGGCUGGAGACGUGUGUGGUGUUCCAUGAGGAGGAAUACUCUCGUGCGCGAAUGCUGUUUGCCAAGACAUUCGGGUUGCUGUCCUUGAUGGAUGACACGUACGAUGUGUAUGCUACAUUAGAGGAAUGCCAUAUACUCAACGAUGCUAUACAGAGAUGGGAUGAAACCACUGCUUCCAUUCUUCCAGAGUACAUGAAAAUGUUCUACAUCAAUCUUGUGAGGAACUUUCAAGAGUUUGAGCAUAGUUUGCAGCCAAAUGAGAAGUACCGCGUAUCCUAUGCAAAGCAAGCGUUUAAACUGUCAUCAAAGUACUAUCUGGACGAGGCCAAAUGGUGCAGUGAGAAAUACGCGCCGAGCUUCAAAGAGCACAUGGAGGUGACAUGGCGACCAGGGAGGCGUUCCAGUGGGCGAUCGGCGUCCCGGACCUGCAUGGUCACCGCCAGUGGAGAGGUCGCUCGUUUCCUCAACGACAUCGCUUCGUACAAGAAGGGGAAGAACAAGAAGGACGUGGCAAGCUCCGUGGAAUGCUACGCCAAGGAGCAUGCAUGGCACGUCAGGGGAGGAGGCGGUGACCGCGAUCGCGGGGAUGGCGGAGCACGCGUGGAAGACGAUUAA